UAGUUCUUCCGCUCUCUCCAUCCGGGUAUCAUGGAGGGGCUCAGUCCCAGAGGCUAAUGCUAGGCGUAGGGCAGGCAUGGCGGUGCUCAUCCAGGGCGCCAGCCGAGGGCUGGGCUUGCAAUUCUGCAAGCACCUCUUGGCCUCUCGGGAGGAGGUGCUCGUCCUCGCCACUUGCCGGCGGCCCUCGGAGGCUGAGGCGCUGCAGGCCUUGCGGGCGGAGUUCCCGCGGCGCCUGGCCCUCUACCCGCUGGACGCCACGCGAGAGGCGGAGGUGCGCCAGGCGGCCGAGGCGGUGGCCCAGGAGCACGCCGGGCUGGACCUGCUCGUCAACUGCGGGGCUCUGCUGCACCCGCGCGGCGGGCGAGGGGAAACCAGCCUGCGCGACGUCGCCGCCCAGGACCUUGCUUUAACACUGGCGACAAACUCUAUAGGACCCUUAGUGGUAGCGAAAUAUUUUACGCCAUUGCUGCUGAAUGGAACAGGAGCCUUUGGACGUCAAAGUACUGAUCCAGGCAAAAAGCAUCAAGCUAUCCUUGUGAACAUGUCUGCCAGAGUUGGAUCCAUAGGCGAUAAUGCCUUGGGCGGAUGGUAUAGCUACCGGAUGUCUAAAGCAGCUUUGAACAUGGCUACCAAGAAUCUCAGCAUUGAACUCAGGAGGGGAAAAGCUAAAGUAAUAUGUGUUUCCUUGCAUCCUGGGACUGUAAACACUGAUUUAUCCAAACCUUAUCAUAAGAAUGUGCCCAAGGGCAAACUCUUCUCUCCAGAACACUCAGUUAAUUGUCUAAUGAGUAUUAUAAACAAUCUUGAUAUGGAACAAACUGGGAAGUUUUUUGCCUGGGAUGGUUCAGAAUUGCCAUGGUGAUUAACACUUCCCCUACAAUCUUAAGCACCUCUUCGGAAAUAGGAAACAACAGAGACUAUUACCAAGUAUGCCUAUAAAAUACAAGUAGAUAAGUUUUGGGGGCUGCAAACCAGUUUUCCAAAACUGAAGAAUGCACUGAAACUGUUGGGUGUCCACUUACAGAUCAGUAAAAAUAUUUUUAAAUGUUAAAAUACCUAUGUAAAGAGAAGGUAUGCACCUUGCUUAAAAGAUGAACUGCUAUACUUGGAGGGUUCUAGUAGUGAGGAAUUAUAAGGUAAAGGUAGAGGUUUCCCCUGACAUUAAGUCUAGUCGUGUCCGACUCCGAUGGAUGGUGCUCAUCUCCAUUUCUAAGCCGAAGAGCUGGCAUUAUUGGUAGAAGCCUUCAAGGUCAUGGGGCCAGCAUGACUGCAGGGAGUGUUGUUACCUUCCUGCAGAAGCAGCACCUAUUGAUCUACUCACAUUUGCAUGUUUUCAAACUGCUAGGUUGGCAGAAGUUGGGCCUAACAGCGGGAGCUCACCUCGCUCCCCGGAUUCAAACCGCCAACCUUUCGGUCAGCAAGUUCAGCAGCUUGGUGGUUUAACCCGCUGCGCCACCAGAGGGCACAAGGAAUUAUACUUUGCUGAAAAAUAAGAUUCUGGUGCGGGACACAUUUUUCUCAUGGAUCAGAUACCUCCCAAUGCUGGUAUAAUGAAUUGCAAUUUUAAGAAGAUUGCUGAAGAUAUUGCUCUGGUUCUGCAAAGCUUGGAACUGUGGAAACACUUCUCACAUA
Molecule: messenger RNA, 1632 nt
Organism: Anolis sagrei ordinatus
Lineage: Eukaryota; Metazoa; Chordata; Lepidosauria; Squamata; Anolidae
Product: C-signal-like
Cellular component (GO): cytoplasm
Molecular function (GO): oxidoreductase activity
Source: RefSeq, a predicted model, not a curated record